CAAGAGCCAGAUCUGAGAUGCCAGACAAAAGCCAGAACCUUGAAUUCCGUUCUGAUCUCCUGCAUCUGUGGUGGUGUCCCAAAUACUUGAGUGGUCAACAAGUGCUGUCCUAGGUGUGUUGACAGGAAACUGAGUGGGAAGGAGAGCAUCUGAGACUUGAACUAGCACUCCCACAUAGGGCCUGGCAUCACAAGAUGCAGCUUAAUGUGCCGUGCUCUAACGCUGUGAAUUUUAUGACAUGCAAAAUGGAUCUCAAUAAAUAUGCUACAAAUCUGGUUUUGAAAAUGAACACCGUUUGAUCCCAUUUUCCAUGAAUUUUUGAAGCCUUGUUGGGUACAGUUUGGGGUUUCUUAUUCUCUUUAUUUGACACUUUUGUUAUUAUCUAAAUGUAGUCUCAUACCACAGGAGCAGAUUUAAUUUUGGCUAAAAAAUUUCUCCUUUAAACAUUGUCUUUGGUAUGUUAUAUAUUUUUACCCUUUUUGUAAAAUUUUUUUUUUGUUGGAUUGAGCCUCUUGAAAUUGAAUAUAUUAAUGUGACAUGGGGAAUGCAUGUAUAUAUUUACAGUAUGUUAUGCACUUCCCCUUUAUUUCAGAUGAGGUGGAGGACCAUUGUACCCCAACACUGUGUUCUCAUGGUUACAUGUCUGCUUACUGCCUUUGAAGCUGUGCCUAUAGACAUAGACAAGACAAAAGUGCAAAAUAGUCAACCUGUGGAAAGCGCCAAGAUUGAACCACCAGACACUGGACUUUAUUAUGAUGAAUAUCUCAAGCAAGUGAUUGAUGUGCUGGAAACAGAUAACCAUUUUAGAGAAAAGCUCCAAAAAGCAGAUAUAGAAGAAAUAAAGAGUGGGAGAUUAAGCAAAGAACUGGAUUUAGUAAGUCACCAUGUAAGGACAAAGCUGGAUGAACUGAAAAGACAAGAAGUGGGAAGGUUACGGAUGCUGAUCAGAGCUAAAAUGGAUUCCGCUCAAGGUACAGGCAUGGACCACCAAGCUCUUUUAAAACAAUUUGAGCAUCUAAAUCAUCUGAAUCCUGAGAAAUUUGAAUCCACAGAUUUAGACAUGUUAAUCAAAGCGGCAACAGCUGAUUUGGAGCACUAUGAUAAGACUCGGCAUGAAGAAUUUAAAAGGUAUGAAAUGAUGAAGGAACAUGAAAGGAGAGAAUAUUUAAAAACACUGGAUGAAGAAAAGAGGAAAGAAGAAGAAUCAAAAUUUGAAGAAAUGAAGAAAAAGCAUGAAAAUCAUCCCAAAGUCAAUCAUCCAGGAAGCAAAGAUCAACUGAAAGAGGUAUGGGAAGAGACGGAUGGACUGGAUCCUAAUGACUUUGACCCCAAGACAUUUUUCAAAUUACAUGAUGUCAAUAAUGAUGGCUACCUGGAUGAACAAGAAUUAGAAGCCCUGUUUACUAAAGAGUUGGAGAAAGUGUAUGAUCCUAAAAAUGAAGAGGAUGAUAUGAUAGAAAUGGAAGAAGAAAGGCUUAGGAUGAGGGAACAUGUAAUGAAUGAGGUUGACACUAACAAAGACCGAUUAGUGACUAUGGAAGAGUUUUUGAAGGCUACAGAGAAAAAAGAAUUCUUGGAACCAGACAGCUGGGAGACAUUGGAUCAGCAACAAUUCUUUACAGAAGAAGAACUAAAAGAGUAUGAAAAAAUGAUCUCUUUACAAGAAAAUGAACUGAAGAAGAAAGCAGAUGAGCUUCAGAAACAAAAAGAAGAGCUCCAACGUCAGCACGACCAGCUUCAGGCGCAGAAGCAGGAGUACCAUCAGGUUGUACAGCAGAUGGAACAAAAGAAAUUACAACAAGGAACUCCUCCAUCAGGACCAAAUGGAGAAUUGAAGUUUGAGCCACUGAUUUGAUUAAGUGGCUUUAUGCCGUGUUAAGGGGAAACAGCAGUAAGUGAGAAAGCUCUGCCGGUUGCUUUUAAAAUAAAUAGUGCUCACUCACAAAGAUAAAUAUUCUUUCAUGGGUGCUUAUCAUCUCUCUCAAUAAUGUCUUUUUGGUAUUGACAAUUCUGGAAAAAAAAAUGUUUAUUCCCUAGUGCUCCCUGGAAAAUGUUCCUUAGUGUAGCAGCCUUCUGUGCUACAGAUUCUGAAAAACUUUUGUUACCACUUCAGGUCAUCUUUCUUUCACAUUUUUACUCUAUACUUUAUUAUAUAAGGUUAGGUUAUGCUACACCUAACAGAAAAACCAAAGAUAAAAGUGAUUUAAACUACAGGGGAGUUGUUUCCUUCGGCAUAACAGAGAUCUGGAAGUAGGGGUGUCUGGGUUGUGUGAGCCUGGCGCAUGGCUUGGUUUUCAACUUUGCUUCACUCUUGUGGUCCAGGCUUGUUUCUGGAGGUGGUGGGGAAGGGCAAAACCCAGGGGACUCAGCUGCUUUCUUGAGAUAACUCUCCAGAAGCAGCAGCAAUACUGAAUUUCAUCUUCAGGCCUGAACCUAGGAGAGAAUUCUGUGUGUCCAUCUAAAAGCUAGGAUGGCUUUACUAAGGAGAGAGGGGGGAUAUGGGUAGACAGACUUCAGUGUUUUCACUCCAGUCAGCCUCACUGGCUGCUUGACUGUUUAUGGAAAUGCUUCUGAUACUCAGCACUCACUCGUCCCAUCCCAAAGAGGAUCCAUCCAAAGUCUACUCCAUCACCACACAUGAGCACGAAGCUCAUACUAUCUAGGUGUCAUCCUGCCCAGCAUGUUAAGGAUGGUCUCCUACAGUCUAAAAACAACUUCUCUGUCCCAAGAGCAUCACAUGAAUCAUGUGUUAGGUGUAGGA
Molecule: messenger RNA, 2761 nt
Organism: Ochotona curzoniae (black-lipped pika)
Lineage: Eukaryota; Metazoa; Chordata; Mammalia; Lagomorpha; Ochotonidae
Product: nucleobindin-2
Exons: 12
Coding region: 458-1855 (465 amino acids)
Cellular component (GO): extracellular exosome; endoplasmic reticulum-Golgi intermediate compartment
Molecular function (GO): calcium ion binding
Source: RefSeq, a predicted model, not a curated record